AUGUUGUGGACCUUGCAAUCCCUGUUGUGGACCUUGCUAUUCCUGCUGUUCACCGUGCUGUGGCCCUUGCUACGGCUGCUGCGGUUACUACUGCUGUUAGACGUGGCCAAACGGUACAGAGCUGUGUACUUAAAUGUAGGUCGUGAAGCAAAGUGGACUGUGCAGGCGUGUCGCUCCGUAGAGCCGAGGGCGGGGAGCCCUGGCUCCUUGUGCGAGUCGAAGUUACUCCUUGCGCAAGUAGACGUAGCAGCGGCACGGAUGGGAGCCCCCUAG
This is a messenger RNA of Leptosia nina, 273 nucleotides long. Lineage: Eukaryota; Metazoa; Arthropoda; Insecta; Lepidoptera; Pieridae. The record is from the annotation of a GenBank genome assembly.